Molecule: messenger RNA, 2261 nt
Organism: Hevea brasiliensis (rubber tree)
Lineage: Eukaryota; Viridiplantae; Streptophyta; Magnoliopsida; Malpighiales; Euphorbiaceae
Product: cationic amino acid transporter 5
Exons: 1
Coding region: 237-1997 (586 amino acids)
Biological process (GO): transmembrane transport; amino acid transport
Cellular component (GO): plasma membrane
Molecular function (GO): L-lysine transmembrane transporter activity; L-glutamate transmembrane transporter activity
Source: RefSeq, a predicted model, not a curated record
UAAACAUAUGGAAGUAAACACAACUUCAUUUCUCUUCCACUUUCACUUUUUUCAACAAACAAUGCCUACAUUUAUAGUGUAGAUUUAAUCAAUGAUCAAUUAUCGAGAAAAUCUCCAUAUAAGGAGUUGAAAGUUCACAUUCCACAAAUCACUACCACAACUGAAUCGCUAUAGCUCAUAUCAGUGUGUACACCACAGAGUGCCGUGGAAUACAGAAGAAUUAAGUGAAGGAUCCCAUGGGAGAACAGGAUGCUGAAGCCCAUCCCAGAAGUUACUGGAGAUUCAAUAAACAAGAUUUCUUACCAGAAGAGUCAUUCCAAAGCUGGGCUAAUUACCGCUCUGCAUUAGCACAGACAGGUUUCCGUUUCAAGGAUCGUCUGAUAAGCCGAUCAGAUGAUGCCAAUGAGAUCAGAGAGUUGAGGAAACAAAGCGAGAAUGACAUGAAACCAUGCCUGACCUGGUGGGACCUCACGUGGUUUGGAUUUGGUUCUGUUAUUGGAGCUGGCAUCUUUGUGCUCACUGGCCAAGAAGCCCAUAAACAUGCAGGACCUGCUAUUGUGUUGUCCUACGUUGCUUCAGGAGUUUCAGCAAUGCUAUCUGUUUUCUGCUACACAGAAUUCGCUGUUGAAAUCCCUGUGGCAGGUGGGUCAUUUGCAUACCUAAGAAUUGAAUUAGGCGACUUUGUAGCAUUCAUAACAGCAGGAAACAUCCUGCUUGAAAGCAUUGUGGGCAGUGCAGCAGUGGCCAGAGCAUGGACUUCCUACUUCACAACUCUUCUGAACCGUCCUUCUAACUCUCUACGCAUCCAUACAAAACUAAGUGCAGAUUUCAAUCUCCUGGACCCGAUUGCUGUUGGUGUUUUAGUGAUUGCUGCAACAAUAGCAAUGAUCAGCACAAGGAAAACUUCAUUGUUCAACUGGAUAGCAACUGCAGUCAAUACUUUAGUAAUUUUGUUUGUGAUAAUUGCUGGGUUUGCUCAUGCCAAUACUUCCAAUCUGACCCCAUUUUUGCCUUAUGGAGCUAAGGGGAUUUUUCAAGCAGCUGCAAUUGUUUACUUUGCCUAUGGAGGGUUUGACAGCAUAGCCACCAUGGCAGAAGAAACAAAAAACCCAUCAAGAGACAUACCAUUAGGCCUGCUAGGAUCAAUGUCAACAAUUACUGUGAUAUACUUCUUGAUGGCACUUUCACUAAGUAUGAUGCAAAAAUACCAAGAGAUAGACGAAAAUGCGGCAUACUCGAUUGCAUUUCAGAGAGUUGGGAUGAAUUGGGCAAAGUACGUAGUAGCGCUUGGAGCACUUAAGGGGAUGACCACUGUUCUCCUAGUAGGGGCGCUUGGACAAGCACGAUAUACUACUCACAUUGCACGAGCCCACAUGAUUCCUCCUUGGUUUGCUCUCGUUCAUCCAAAGACUGGAACACCAAUAAAUGCCACACUUUUGAUCACCAUUUCAAGUGCUCUCAUUGCUUUCUUCUCAAGCCUCAAUGUAUUGUCUAGCUUGUUAUCACUGAGCACUCUAUUUAUCUUCAUGAUGAUGGCCGUUGCACUUCUGGUGAGGAGAUAUUAUGUGAGAGAAACCACACCGCGAAAGAACCUCUUGAAGUUGGUUGCUUUCCUGCUGAUAAUUACUGCAUCCUCCAUAGGCACUUCAGCUUACUGGGGACUGAAGCCCAGUGGGUGGGUUGGAUAUAUCAUCACUGUUCCUCUUUGGUUCCUUGGGACAAUAGGAAUGCACAUGACUCUGCCUCAGCAGAGAACACCAAAGUUUUGGGGGGUUCCACUUGUUCCAUGGCUUCCAUCCUUGUCAAUUGCAACAAACAUCUUUCUCAUGGGAUCUUUAGGUGCAUGGGCUUUUCUAAGAUUUGGGAUCUGCACAGUUGUAAUGCUGCUUUACUAUGUCUUUUUUGGUCUUCAUGCAACUUAUGACAUGGCCCAUCAGCAACAGAAAACUUCUUCAUUUGAAGUUAAGGAUGAUGACAUUGCUGGAAAAGGGCCUUGAACCAUUGUAUCCUUCAUCAUUCAAUCCACAACCUGCGAUUAAUAAUCUGUAACACCAAUCAGACUAUUUCCAGCAUAUACAAGACAUCCUAUGCUUGUAGCUGUCAAAUGGAAGGAAAAACUGCUAUCCAAUGUAGCUCAUUUGUUGGUUGUGUUUAUUUUGGAUAAGAUAAUACAAAACAACUUGAAAGAAAAAUAGCACAAAGCAGAAUAUCCAAAAUUUAUGCAGAGCAACAUUAUUAAUGAAGGUGUCUGAUUAUUUGUA